ACACAGAGUGAAUAGUAGGCGGCAAGGCGAGGGGACAACUUCCUAUGGAGACAUGGCCCUGGGCAAGCAAGGGAAGGAAAGAACCAAAGAGGCAGAGUGACACAUACACACACACACACGUGAAGAGAGAGAGGGGCUGGUACAAAAACUCUCACACUGUCUUCUCGUCUCACACACACAAAUUGUGUUCUCAUCCUAACUACUCACUUUUUCAACAUCUUUCACUCCGCGUUUACGUCCAGGAAGUGUUGACUGCUGCUAUCCUCCACCUGGCAGACGUGUGGACCUGCUCAAACAUCACAUGACCCACCUGCUGGAGCUCCACUGACCAGGAGGAGGACGGGCCUUGCUCAAAGGCGCCUUGCCGACUACCAUCUCCCUCAUCAACAUCACCAGCCAUCAUCAUCAUCAGCAUCAUCAUCAUCAUCAGUAGAACCUGAGCCUGCUGACUGGUACCGAGGUCCAAAGCGCAGCUCCACCUGACAGGCGAGGAACGCUGUGACUAACUGGUGAUGGCUGACUGGAGUCUACUGGGAAACUUCCUGGAGGAGGUACAGGAACACUCUACUUCAAUUGGCAAGGUGUGGUUGACCAUCCUGUUCAUUUUCCGCAUCCUGGUGCUGGGGACGGCAGCCGAGUCGUCUUGGGGUGACGAACAGGAAGACUUCAACUGCGACACGGAACAGCCUGGCUGCGAGAACGUGUGCUACGACAGAGCCUUCCCCAUAGCGCACAUACGAUAUUGGGUGCUCCAGAUUGUCUUUGUGUCCACGCCCAGUCUGGUCUACAUGGGCCACGCCAUGCACACGGUCCGCAGGGAGGAGAAGAGGCGGAGCCGAGAGGAGGGAGGUGGGGAGAAUGGCGGCAGCGAGGAGGACGAUGACGACCCGGGAGGGGGCGAAGAGGGUGAGGAGCGAGAGGACAAAGAAGGAAAGGACACGGGGAAAGAGAAGACAGAAAGUCCGUCAGGAGGGAGGGUCCGCCUGAAAGGGGCGCUACUGCAGACCUAUGUGCUGAGUAUCCUCAUAAGAAGCAUCAUGGAGGUGGUCUUCCUGUGUCUGCAGUACUUCCUGUAUGGAAUAUUCCUCCAUCCUCUUUAUGUGUGCAAGGCAUGGCCCUGCCCGCAUCCCGUCAACUGCUACGUUUCACGGCCCACAGAGAAGAACGUCUUCAUCGUGUUCAUGCUGGCCGUGUCGGCCGUGUCGCUGGUGCUCAGCGUGCUGGAGCUGCACCACCUGGCCUGGAGACACUGCUGCAGACGCUUGUUAUCGUCAAGGAAGGUUGUGACCGCUGCGGAAGCAUCGCUCUCCAAACAGCUUGCCAUGUCGCCUCCCCCGCCCUCCACCCCGCCUCCCGACUUCAGCCAGUGUGUGAUUGGCUCCUCGCAUUUUCUGGCCCUCCCUUUCCCCAACCAUCGCCUGGCUCACCAGCAAAACUCUGUUAACAUGGCUGCCGAGCAGCACAAGAUGGCCGCCACAGUGGGCGAGGCGAGUCUGCUCCAGAUGAGCUGCUACUUGCCCGGCUGGCAGAGCGGCGCCAACAUGCCCUGCUUUAGCCACGCCGCCAACGAGGCUUUGCCGAUUCAAAAUGGCGCAGCCGGGCGUCUGAUGCUGUGCUCCAAUGAUGGGAUGUGCCAGCGGGACAAACGCAGGCUCAGCAAGACGAGUGGCGCCAGCAGCCGAACGAGAGUGGACGACCUCGCCAUCUGACUAGAGAAGCGACUGAGCUCCUCAUGCGCGUACUCAAAGCUUUCAUGCACAAACUCGUGACACGAGUGCAUGAGGACACUUUGAAGGAAGACUGGAGCUCUUCAUCACAAGACCUUGGACAAUCAUUCCUCUCUUGAGGUCUGGCAGGAACACGACUUCUGGGAACCACUUUUUUUUCUGUCUUGUGCCUUUCUGUAGAUGUAAAAACAUGUUUUAAAAAGCUGUUUUCAUCAAACGUGACUGAGGAUGCAAUGACGUCCAAGAAACUCAAAUGGAAGACUUCAAUCAGUACACUUCAAUACGUAAAACACAGGAAGUGUACAAAUGUAUUGUAAUUGAAGUAUGGGGGCUAGGUUUAAAUAAGCUUUGCUUCUUCCUUCUCAUUUUUGGACACGUGGAACUGUGAAUUGUACUAUGUGAUGUAUUCCAAUGUAACUUGUAUGCAUGUUCAAAAUAAAUUAAAUCAUUACUAUUAACAAACUGUGUACACUUGUACCUAGUCCUGAGAGCGUGAAUUUUGACGGUGUAGUGAAGUCCCAAAUCGAUUACGGUCGUUGUGUACUUACCGGAAAUGACAAUCGCAAU
Molecule: messenger RNA, 2294 nt
Organism: Dunckerocampus dactyliophorus (ringed pipefish)
Lineage: Eukaryota; Metazoa; Chordata; Actinopteri; Syngnathiformes; Syngnathidae
Product: gap junction alpha-5 protein-like
Exons: 7
Coding region: 513-1709 (398 amino acids)
Biological process (GO): cell communication
Cellular component (GO): connexin complex
Source: RefSeq, a predicted model, not a curated record